Messenger RNA from Xyrauchen texanus (razorback sucker), 3805 nucleotides. RefSeq names its product agouti-signaling protein-like. Gene Ontology annotation, molecular function: type 1 melanocortin receptor binding; neuropeptide hormone activity. Gene Ontology annotation, cellular component: extracellular region. The record is from RefSeq and is a predicted model, not a curated record. The coding region runs from base 61 to 456 and encodes 131 amino acids. Gene Ontology annotation, biological process: positive regulation of feeding behavior; hormone-mediated signaling pathway; adult feeding behavior. NCBI's taxonomy places the organism in Eukaryota, Metazoa, Chordata, Actinopteri, Cypriniformes, Catostomidae. The transcript has 3 exons.
UCUUGGGCUAACCUGACACAUUUACAAACUCAAGUUGAUCGACAAAUUACGACGGAAACGAUGAGAGGAUUUUUGCUCUUCAUCUGUUUGGUCUUAACAGUUGUUCAGUCGAGGACAGGCGAAGCAAACAGGAUGGAUGUGCGCAAAAAACAUGAAAACGACGUGGCGCACCACAGCUCUGCCAUUACAACAGGAGUGUGGAAUCAGGAACAUCCAAAAAGACUCUUUGCCAGGACUCGUUAUCUGCCUCAGCAGAGACAUCAUGUGGUGCGACCUAAACACACCCCUGAGGCAGUUCCUCCAGCCCAGACUCCAGCGCGGCGCUGUGCCGGUCUCACAGAGAACUGUUCCUCGCUCACUCCUUGCUGUGACCCCUGCACUUCAUGCCAUUGCAGGCUCUUCAACACGAUCUGCCACUGCUGGAAACUGGGACACCUCUGCCCCAAGAAGACCUAAUGGACCUUAAAAACACACACAGACACCAACUAUAUAUCACACUGCUGUACACAUACAGGAAUUAUACAUGUGUCUUUACACACAAACAGAUACACACACUCACACUCUGAAUGAAACUGCUUUAUAGAGCACCAUAGAUCAAAAAUGAUGUUAAACUAAGAGGCGUGUAUUACUUUCUAUACAGUAUAUGUUUAACUUUUACAUACACUGCAAGGUAAAAGUUUGGACGAACCCACAAAUGAUUUAGUGUUACUUUUUACACAUUUCAGAAUAGCAGUGAAGUCAUCAAAGCUGUGAAAUAAACAGUGGUGGUAGUAAUAGAUUACAUGUAAUCUGGAUUAUUUAAUCAUUUUCCAAUAAUCUAGUACUGGUAAUUAAGUAUAAUUUUAAAAUACUCAUAAUAAGAUUACAGUUACUUUUAUAUGGACUAUAUGAUUCAUGAUUGCACAUUACUCAGGCAAUGGCAGUACAUUUUUCAUUAUUAAUUGACCCCUCCUCCCCCAUUCUUCUUUUCUUAAUCUUUUACAAAUUUCAUUCUUAAUCAGCCUGCCGCUGAUAUGCGAUCAGUUAGUCUUCAAAUUUUUUCAGAAGAGACAAGAAGUAGAGGAUGAGGGUUGAAGAAUUGCACACACAGACCUGAUACUAGACACUGAAUAACUAUACUAUAGUACUAUUACUAUAAUUACACUGAAGAUGGUGAAAUGAUCUCAGCAUUUGUCCACUAGAUUUACAAAAAUAAUUUCAGUUUUAAGGAGACACUGGGCACAUUGCCCAGUUUCCCACUGCAAAUAGUUCCACUUCAAAUCUAAAUAAGCAUUUAUUUUCUUAACAUUACAUUGCAUAUCUAACCAACUCCUGAUGAACACAUGAAUUAUAUACAAGUGCAUCCGGAAAGUAUUCACAGCACUUCACUUUUUCCAUAUUUUGUUAUGUUACAGCCUUAUUCCAAAAUCGAUUAAAUUCAUUAUUUUCCUCAAAAUUCUACAAACAAUACCCCAUGAUGACAACGUGAAAGAAGUUUGUUUAAAAUCUUUGCAAAUUUAUUAAAAAUAAAAAACGAACAAAAUCACAUAUGUAUUCACAGCCUUUGCUCAAUACUUUGUUGAAGCACCUUUGGCACCAAUUACAGUCUCAAGUCUUUUUGUUUAUGAUGCUACAAGCUUGGCACACCUAUUUUUGGGCAGUUUCUCCCAUUAUUCUUUGCAGGACCUCUCAAGCUCCAUCAGGUUGGAUGUGGAGCGUCGGUGCACAGCCAUUUUUAGAUCUCUCCAGAGAUGUUCAAUCGGGUUCAAGUCUGGGCUCUGGCUGGGCCACUCAAUGACAUUCACAGAGUUGUCCCGUAACCACUCCUUUGUUAUCUUGGCUGUGUGCUUAGGGUCAUUGUCCUGUUGUAAGAAGAACCUUUGCCCCAGUCUGAGGUCCAGAGUUCUCUGGAGCAGGUUUUCAUCAAGGAUGUCUCUGUACAUUGCUGCAUUCAUCUUUCCCUCGAUCCUGACUAGUCUCCCAGUUCCUGCCACUGACAAACAUCCCCACAGCAUGAAGCUGCCACCACCAUGCUUCACUGUAGGGAUGGUACAAAACCAGGUCCAGGUGAUGAGCGGUGCCUGGUUUCCGCCAGACAUGAUGCUUGCCAUUCAGGCCAAAGAGUUCAAUAUUUGUUUCAUCAGAACAGAGAAUUUUGUUUCUCAUGGUCUGAGAGUCCUUCAGGUGCCUUUUGGCAAACUCCAGGCGGGCUGUCAUGUGCCUAUUACUGAGGAGUUGCUUCCGUCUGGCCACUCUACCAUACAGGCCUGAUUGGUGGAGUGCUGCAGAGAUGGUUGUUCUUCUGGAAAGUUCUCCUCUAUCCACAGAGAAACGCUGGAGCUCUGUCAGAGUGACCAUCGGGUUCUUGGUCACCUCCCUAACUAAGGCCCUUCUCCUCCGAUCGCUCAGUUUGGCCAGCUCUAGGAAGAGUCCUUGUGGUUCCAAACUUCUUCCAUUUACGGAUGAUGGAGGCCACUGUGCUCAUUGGGACCUUCAAUGCUGCAGAAAUGUUUCUGUACCCUUCCCCAGAUCUGUGCCUCAAUAAAAUCCUGUCUCAGAGGUCUACAGACAAUUCCUUGGACUUCAUGGCUUGGUUUGUGCUCUGACAUGCACUGUUAACUGUGGGACCUUAUAUAGACAGGUGUGUGUGCCUUUCCAAAUCAUGUCCAAUCAACUGAAUUUACCACAGGUGGACUCCAAUCAAGUUGUAGAAACAUCUCAAGGAUGAUCAGUGGAAACAGGAUGCACCUGAGCUCAAUUUUGAGUGUCAUGGCAAAGGCUGUGAAUACUAAAGUACAUGUGAUUUUUUCAUUUUUUAUUUUUAAUAAAUUUGCAAAGAUUUCAAACAAACUUCAUUCACGUUGUCAUUAUGGGGUAUUGUUUGUAGAAUUGAGGAAAAUAAUGAAUUUAAUCCAUUGUGAAAUAAGGCUGUAACAUAACAAAAUGUGGAAAAAGUGAAGCGCUGUGAAUAUUUUCUGGAUGCACUGUAAAUAAUUGUAUAUAAUUUAUAAUUAUAUGUGUCAUUUAAUCAUGUGUUGCUAUGUCCUUGGAAGGGUUUUGUCCAUCUAAUGUAUUAAAAUGCACAAAUACACGUAAUUUCAUAUGUGCAGCGUAUAAAUGUCAAAAUAAUGUCGAUUAUAUUAGUGCAGAAGUUAUAUUUACUUUCGCAAAUUGACAAAACAUACAUAUCGAUUAAAAAAAAAAUGUGUUUCAUGAACUUGAAACAUCAUAUUAAUGCUCAUAUUUUGAUUUAUAAAGCAAGUUUUCUUAAUUGAAUUAAAGCAACUGUAACAUUCACCUUGUCCCGUUUUGCCCUUACCUCUUCUUUGCCCAUUUCGUCCCGUAUUUAACUCCACAGUCCCCUGGUUAACAUGCACGCUAAAUGUGAAUGUCAUUGUUUUGAAUGUUUUGUUAUUGUUGUCAUAUAUAAAUCUGUAAGUGUAGCUUUAAGAUGCAGUCAUUUCUACUGUAAUUAUUCCAAUUGUCAUGCCCUUGUACAUUUUUCCAUGUUUCUUUCUUUCUUUUCUUUUUUUUUGCAAAAGAGCAUCACUGUUCUACCUGUAGAAUUAAAGACAAAACUUUACUGUAGAUGUUUAGCUCAUAAGAAAGAUUGACUUUAUUAUGGAUGGAAAAAGCUGCCAGCAAAAACCUUAUAAUAUAUUCAUAUCCACUGUAUGGUCAUACUGACUGAAUAUUAUUUGAAAAAUAAAUAAAUAAAUAAUAAUUCUUUUUAAUAAUAAUAAUAAACAUUUUUAGAAGCCCAGUACUUUAUGGAGAGUUUUCUUUCUAUCUGUAUCUGUGGUUUGGUUUAUAGUAAAAAAUAAAU